ACAUUUAUAGACCAACUCAGGCUUGGAUGUUGGCGAUAGCGUCGUCGAGCUUGUCGUUCUCCCCAGCCACCCUUGGAUAUCACGGGGUCGACUGCUACAGCAAGGGUGUGGACAAGGCUCAACCCCGCAAUUCUUUUCAAUCAGAGAAAAAGAAAGAAGUGCUCAUCCUUGGAUUAUCGUCUUUUUCGAUGAGCGAAAGAGGGACCGACGACUGAGAGCUCGACAGCUCCGCCAAUGAAAUGCAGUGCUUAUGUGCCUUCCUGCCUUACUUCUCGUCUGCGGGCGGUGAGACACUUCGAGCGCUGUUUUCCUGCAGGAUGUCGAGAUGAAACCAGAAGCCCACCCCGCCUCCAAUGGCACGGGUGCAAAUGUGUUCGAAGGCUGCGCCGCGAACUUGCCUCCUCACAGCGGUCCCUUCCUCGAUGUUUUGAGAGUCGCUUGCGUGCAGAUAGAUCCUGCUAUUUCAGGGAAGGCAAAAGAAAAUGCAAAAUUGGUCGAGGAGCUCUUGCUUCAAGCAGGCAUUGACCAUCCAGGACAAGUAGACCUGCUAGUGCUACCUGAAAUGGGCUUGACCGGCUACAUCUUCCAAGACGAAAAGGAUAUUCAAGAUGUUCUGGAAUCGGUAAGAGCUUCCCGCGAUGCAGGCGAGGAUGAGACGGAGACAUGUCCAACACUGCACCUCGCACAAAAGCUAGCCAGCUCUUUGCAAUGCUACGUCCUCGCGGGUUUCCCCGAAAACGCGCACCAUGCUAGUCCGCGCGUUGCCAUCGAUCGCUCUCCCAUCUCGUCGUCGUCGCUGUGCAUACCACCAUGCGAUUCUCGGACGCACGACCUGAUUCCUACCGACCGCAAGCGAACCGACUUGUACAAUUCCGCAGUGCUUGCGGACCGCACGGGCAAUCUCAUCCACGUAUUCCGGAAACACUUCUUGUUUGACGACGACAAGCGGUGGGCGGAAGAAUCUCCAGGCUUCGAAUACGUCAAUCUCCCAGAUCUGGGACGGCUCGCCGUAGGGAUCUGUAUGGACCUCAACCCUUACGAAUUCAAGGCGCCGUUCGAAGCCUUUGAGCUUAGCCGUUUCGCUGCCCAACAUCGGGCCGACAUCCUAGCUGUGCCGAUGAACUGGCUCCUGCCUACUGAAGAGAUAGAGCCAGAGCUACAAGUCUCCGCGUCAGCGAAUUCACACGCGAAUCCGCUCUUGCCCAGCGUAUCCACUAUCAAUUACUGGGCAUGGCGAUGUGCGCCACUAUGCGAACCUAAUGGAGAGGGUGCAGUAGGACAUCAAACCGUCGUCAUUGCUGCAAACAGAUGCGGGAAAGAAAAAGGAAAGACAUUCGCGGGUAGUUCAAGCAUCUUUGCAAUGGAGAACGGGCAGCAGCCGGAGCUGCUCGGCUUUCUUGGGCGGCGACAAGAAGGUGUGCUUGUUCGCAAAGUUUAUCGCAAAAGACAAUAAGGACGGCUGUCCAGCCCCUAAGCGCUCUUCUACAACCUACGCUAGUAACGCGUGUUAAUGAGCAUAAUCGCUGAAAUUGGAGAGAGCAGGCAUGGUGAACUAUGUCUUUUGAAAGAAAACACGCGGCACCGAUGCUCAUUCAAGUCGUUUUCGGCGACCUCGCAAGUGCCUCUUAUGUAAUUUGGCUGCUCAAUGGUAGAGAUAGUAACCUUGCAGGGAC
Messenger RNA from Tilletiaria anomala UBC 951, 1673 nucleotides. RefSeq names its product carbon-nitrogen hydrolase. Lineage: Eukaryota; Fungi; Basidiomycota; Exobasidiomycetes; Georgefischeriales; Tilletiariaceae. Gene Ontology annotation, molecular function: protein-N-terminal asparagine amidohydrolase activity; protein-N-terminal glutamine amidohydrolase activity. The transcript is spliced from 6 exons. Gene Ontology annotation, biological process: protein catabolic process. Bases 326 to 1453 code for a protein of 375 amino acids. The record is from RefSeq and is a predicted model, not a curated record.